This is a messenger RNA of Drosophila ananassae, 3809 nucleotides long. It is a transcript of the gene Vinc, whose product is annotated as vinculin. The record is from RefSeq and is a predicted model, not a curated record. Gene Ontology annotation, biological process: cell adhesion. Lineage: Eukaryota; Metazoa; Arthropoda; Insecta; Diptera; Drosophilidae. Gene Ontology annotation, molecular function: actin filament binding. The transcript is spliced from 6 exons. The coding region runs from base 210 to 3095 and encodes 961 amino acids.
UCCCCAAUCAGAUUCUUUUUUUAGUAUUGAAAGAACAGUCGCGGAAAUAAGUUGGGGAAACAAGUUGGGGCGCAGCUAAAAAGAGCCAGACAAAAGAAUUGGAGAACUGGCCCAGAGAGCGAGACCAGAGACGAGAGGAAGUGCGAUAACCCCCAGGAGAUAAGUGAAAAGUGAACUGAUUAGGAAAGGUAACCAACAGAGCAGCAAAGAUGCCAGUCUUUCACACAAAAACCAUCGAGAGCAUAUUAGAUCCUGUUGCCCAGCAGGUAUCCCGCCUCGUGAUCCUCCAUGAGGAGGCCGAGGAUGGCAACGCCAUGCCGGAUCUCAGCCGACCCGUCCAGGUGGUGUCGGCGGCGGUGGCCAAUUUGGUGAAGGUCGGCCGGGAGACGAUCAACAGCUCCGAUGACAAGAUCCUGCGCCAGGACAUGCCGUCGGCACUGCACCGGGUGGAGGGUGCCUCGCAGCUGCUGGAAGAGGCAUCCGACAUGCUCCGCUCCGACCCGUACUCGGGUCCGGCGCGCAAGAAGCUGAUCGAGGGCAGCCGCGGCAUCCUGCAGGGCACCUCCUCCCUGCUGCUGUGCUUCGACGAGAGCGAGGUGCGCAAGAUCAUCCAGGAGUGUAAACGGGUGCUGGACUACCUGGCCGUCGCCGAGGUGAUCAACACGAUGGAGAUGCUGGUGCAGUUCCUCAAGGACCUAUCGCCCUGCCUGAGCAAGGUGCAUCGCGAGGUGGGUGCCCGUGAGAAGGAGCUGACCCAUCAGGUGCACAGCGAGAUUCUGGUGCGUUGCCUGGAGCAGGUCAAGACCCUGGCCCCCAUCCUCAUCUGCAGCAUGAAGGUCUACAUCCACAUUGUGGAGCAGCAGGGACGCGGAGCCGAGGAGGCGGCCGAGAACAGGAACUACCUGGCCGCCCGCAUGAGCGACGAGCUGCAGGAGAUCAUCCGCGUCCUCCAGCUGACCACCUAUGACGAGGACACCAGCGAGCUGGACAACCUCACCGUUCUGAAGAAACUGUCCAAUGCCAUUUCCAACAAGAUGGAGCUCGCCAACGAGUGGCUAUCGAAUCCCUACGCCCUGCGCGGCGGUGUCGGCGAGAAGGCCCUGCGCCAGGUCAUCGACAACGCCACCGAGAUCUCGGAGCGUUGCCUGCCCCAGGACUCGUAUCCCAUUCGCAGGCUGGCGGACGAGGUCACCGCCAUGGCGAACACCCUGUGCGAACUGCGCCAGGACGGCAAGGGUCAGACCCCGCAGGCCGAAUCCCUUGCCCGAGGCAUUCGCGACCGGUUGGGUGAACUCCAGUCCCUGGUCCACCAGGCCGUCCAGGGAGUGGACAAGGCCGGUGUCCAGCAGACGGCCCACACCAUCCAGGGCCGCCUGGAGCAGGCCGUCAAGUGGCUGCAGCAUCCGGAGAUCAACGACGGCGGCCUGGGCGAGCGGGCCAUCAAUCUGAUCGUCGAGGAGGGACGCAAGGUGGCCGAGGGAUGUCCCGGCCACCAGAAGGCCGAAAUUCAGCAGCUGUGCGACGAGGUGGAGCGUCUCAAACGCCAGGCAGCCGGAUCCGGUCCGGCAGCCAAGCAGGCCGCCAAGCAACUGACCCAGAAACUCUACGAACUGAAGGCCGCCAUCCAGAACGCCCUGGUGAACCGCAUUGUCCAGGACUUCAUGGACGUCAGCACGCCGCUGAAGCAGUUCACGGAGGCGGUCAUGCAGCCGGAGGGCACUCCCGGCCGGGAGCAGAACUUCAACCAGAAGUCCAACAAUCUGCAGGCCUUCAGCGACCGCGCCUCGAAAACGUCGCGCAUGGUGGCCGCCGGCGGAGCUUGUGGCAACAAGAAGAUCGCCGAGAUCCUGCUCUCCUCCGCCGCCCAGGUGGACUCACUGACGCCGCAGCUGAUCAGCGCCGGCCGCAUCCGUAUGAACUAUCCGGGCAGCAAGGCCGCCGACGAGCAUCUCCAGAAUCUGAAGCAACAGUACGCCGAUACGGUUCUGCGGAUGCGCACCCUCUGCGACCAGGCCACAGACCCAGCGGACUUCAUCAAGACCUCCGAGGAGCACAUGCAGGUCUACGCCAAGCUCUGCGAGGACGCCAUUCACGCCCGCCAGCCCCAGAAGAUGGUCGACAAUACCUCCAACAUUGCCCGUCUGAUCAAUCGGGUGCUCUUGGUGGCCAAACAGGAGGCGGACAACUCCGAGGAUCCGGUGUUCACGGAGCGCCUCAACGCCGCCGCCAAUCGGCUGGAACGUUCCCUGCCCGCCAUGGUGGGUGAUGCCAAACUGGUGGCCACCAACAUUGCUGAUCCGGCAGCAGCUGCCGCCUGGAAGAACUCCUUCCAGCGCCUCCUGGGCGAUGUCCGGGAAGUGCGUGAGGCGAUUGCCCCGCCCCAGCCGCCACCGCUGCCCACGUCGCUGCCGCCACCGAUUCCAGAGCUGAGCGCUCUUCAUCUUUCCAAUCAGAAUGCUGAGCGUGCUCCUCCACGACCACCACUACCCAGGGAGGGUAUGGCUCCAGUGCGUCCUCCGCCACCAGAGACAGACGACGAGGACGAGGGCGUCUUCCGUACGAUGCCACAUGCCAACCAGCCUAUUUUGAUUGCCGCCCGCGGCCUGCACCAGGAGGUGCGCCAGUGGUCGUCCAAGGACAACGAGAUCAUUGCCGCCGCCAAGCGCAUGGCCAUCCUGAUGGCCCGACUCAGCGAGCUGGUGCUCUCGGACUCGCGGGGCAGCAAACGCGAGCUGAUCGCCACCGCCAAGAAGAUCGCCGAGGCCUCCGAGGACGUGACACGGCUGGCCAAGGAGCUGGCCCGCCAGUGCACGGAUCGCCGCAUCCGCACCAAUCUGCUGCAGGUUUGCGAGAGGAUUCCCACCAUCGGCACCCAGCUCAAGAUUCUGUCGACGGUGAAGGCCACCAUGCUGGGAGCCCAGGGAUCGGAUGAGGAUCGCGAGGCCACCGAGAUGCUGGUGGGCAAUGCCCAGAACCUCAUGCAGAGUGUGAAGGAGACGGUGCGCGCCGCCGAGGGAGCCAGCAUCAAGAUCCGGUCGGACCAGACCAGCAAUCGCCUCCAGUGGGUGCGCCGACAGCCCUGGUACCAGUACUAGGCUGCCGGACUCCGCCGCCCGCCACCUGCCACACGUGCCUUGUGUUGUAACAUACAAAGCUAAACACUAAUCUUAAUGAAUUCUUUAAAUUUUAAAUGUUAAAAAUGAAACUCCCCCAUUAACCCUAUGUAAGUGCCUGCAACUAUUUAUUAUGUGCUCCGAGAAGCAAGCGGAAAACUGAAAAGCUCUGAAAAAAAAGGAUAAACUUGUGCUCAUGUCCCCUCUCCACUCUGUUUCCUAUUCUAAUUUUGUUUCAAUAAUUGUAAAAUUAAUUAUUAAGCGUGCAAUAAAAACAAAAAAAAAAAAUGAUAAUAAUUAUAUUAAAAAGCAAGCCAGAAAACUAAAGCAAUAUCAGCAGAGAUGAAUGUACAGUCAGAUGUAAGCGAAUGCAAUCUAUAUUUAAUAAGUGACACUCUCCCACACAAUUUGCAAAUUCGAAUAUGAAUACUCUACUCUACCACCGUUUCCUACUACUCUUUUUUUGUAGUGUACUAACCGAAGCAUUUAAUGAACCAACCACCAGCCCCAGGCCCCUUUUGCCAUUGUUUAUGUUCGAAAUCCUAACCCCUUAACUAGAAAUCAAAAUACACAACCUGGCAUACUGAAAACAUAUAUAACUUUGUAGACGAUAUAACUUUAAAUCCAAAACCUUGUAAGCCCAACAACUGAAGUGUGUCAUCUUCCAAUAUCAUUGAAAUAAAACUGAAUAUAGAA